AUGAGUAACUCUGGUGACCCCAUCAUCCGAAAGCGCAGUGAGGAUGUGAUAGAUAUCAUGCAGUUAUCGCAACAGCAUUCCAGAUCGCCGCAGAAUGCCUCAUCAUCUGAAUCUAUAGGAAUCUUAGUUAUGGGUCUCACUGGUGCUGGAAAAAGCACAUUCAUUUCCCAGCUCACCAAUCAAGACGCUGAGAUUGGGCAUUCACUAGAAUCAUGUACUACCGAUAUCAUUCCUUAUGAGUUCCGUAGAAGUGACGGACGGAAACUCUAUCUUAUCGACACACCAGGAUUCGAUGAUACCAACACAGACUACGCAGGGGUGUUUAAGAAGAUUGCAUCUUUCCUCUGCACACUAUGUGAUCUCUAUGGCAGUGGACUUACCAUUGGCGGAAUGAUUUAUGCUCACCGAAUCACUGAUGUGCGAAUGUCAGGAUCUUCAGUCAAGAGCUUACGAAUUUUCGAAAAGAUUUGUGGCGAGCAUUGCUUCAAGCAUGUCACCGUCGUUACAACCAUGUGGGAUUUGAUCAAGACUCAGGAAGCAAUCGACGCAGCAACGGUACGCGAAAACACGUUGAAAGAACGGGAAGAGUUUUUUGGCACAUUGAUAAGAUCUGAUGCUCGUAUGGAGAGGCACUACGGCGAAGACAGCGCGCGACAAAUCGUCGAAAUGCUUGCUGACAGGCAAAGACAUUUUUCUCUACAACUACAGCAAGAGAUGAAACAAAGCAGAACGAUGACUCUGGAGAAAACAACGGCAGGAAAGUACUUGGAAGGCGAGCUGGAUAAUAUGCGGAGAAGAUAUGAGAUGCAAAAGAAAGAAUUAGAGGACAGUGUGGAGUCUUGUGAUGACGAUGAUUUCAGGAGCGAAAUUUCAGAAGAGAUAAAGGACUGCACAGCCACGAUGAAUCGACUUAAAGCUGAUCAAGGAAGUCUCUCCGUGACACUCGAAGAUAUGCAAAACGAGCAAAAAGCAUGGUAUACUAGAAAACAUGACGAUAUGCUUCGGGAUAAGAUGUUGGAGGAACAGUCUAUUCGCAUGACCUAUGAGCUUCAGCAAAAAGUUCUCAAAUUGGAAAAGGAAAAGAGGCGACGACUGGAGAAGGAAAUUGCACAAAAUGAAAAGAUGGAGGAGUUGGAGGAGCGUAACAAAAGACUUGAGGCAGCCCAGAAAGAACUUGAGGAUCAACAAGCCUUGCGAGAAAGGGUGAAGAAAAAGAGAAGUCACCAGUUUGAUUGGGUAGCAAGGAUGCUCGCAUUUCUCGCAUCACCUGAAAAAGAUCUGAGAGAGCCAGUACCUGUAGCGCGCCGUGCGGACUCAAUGCCCUUGGAGGCGAAAAUAACGAAAAAGUCACCGACAAAGCUGACAAGGGGACAAAGUCAAUCCAGAUAUGGCCAAAACGGGAAAGGGACCACCAAAUAUACGACCCAUGUUGAUGAGCAAGACACAAUGACGUAUUACGUAUCUCCAAAUUCUCAAACACAAUAUUGUCAAGGAUACGAUCACGUUUACCAGCCGGGAUACGAUGCAGUUGGGAUUGGGAAUUCAAAUCGUCCCAGUCAUCCACAACACAAAUAUCUUCCAGUUUAUACGCCAACAACCCCGGGCUAUGCAACUGGUCAAGUUCAAUCAAUACCUGGGCAGGUCAGUAUCGAUCCUUAUGGAUUGAAACGCACUGUACCUCCACCUACAGGUUCUCUCCCGCGAAGAUAUGAUGAUGCCGUACACACAUCCAUACGGCAGCCACCACUUCAAUCUGGCUCAUAUCAUGACAACCAGCCUGAUGAUAUUAUCAUCGCUGUUAUGGGUAUCACUGGCUGCGGCAAAACAACGUUUGUCAAUCUAUUUGCAGAAACGCCGCUCGAGGUCGGUCAUGGAUUGGACUCAUGCACAGUAUCAGUACAAGUGGCAACUUGCAAAGCCGAAGACGGUACAAAGAUUUACCUUGUUGAUACUCCAGGAUUCGACGAUACAUAUCGCUCCGAUUCCGAGAUUUUAAGAGAGGUCGCACUUUGGCUUAACAAAGCCCAUGUGUCGAAUGUAAAGCUCGCGGGUAUCAUAUUCCUUCAGAGAAUUUCAGACUUUCGGGUCGGCGGCAGCGGCAUCAAGAACAUCAAGAUGUUCCAGAAACUAUGCGGAGAAGAGACCCUCGGGAGCGUAGUCUUGGCUACGACGAUGUGGGAACAAGCCGGCGAAAAUGCUGGGAAAGAGAGGGAAAAGCAAUUGAAAAGGGAGCCGCAGCUGUGGAAGAAGAUGAUAGAUCAUGGCAGUAAGGUUUAUCGCCACGACAACGGAAAGGCCUCGGCGACCAAGAUCAUCAACUACUUAAUCUCCAGAAAGCGACCAGUCACACUCGACAUCCAACGCGAAAUGGUUGACGAAGCAAAAGACCUCGUUGACACAGGCGCAGGAAGCGAGCUAGCUUCAACGGUGGAACUUUUGAUUAAGAACUACGAAAAAAAAUUGAAAGAUCUUGAGAAAGAACUACGACAGGCGCGAGAACAGCAUAACAAGGAGGAUCGGGAAAUUCUAGAACAAGCCAGAAAAGAAUACCAAGACGGUCUCGCAAAGCAGCGACAAGAAAUGGUCAACCUGAGAAUCAGCUCAGAGCAAUUGAUUGAGGAUGCGAGAAAACGCUUCGAGGAGCAGGAACAGAGGCAGAGGGAGAACAUGAAACUUCUACAGGAAGCUCACACUAAGGACCUCGAGAAACAACGGAUAUUGGUGCAAAAACAGUUCAGGGAGAGAUAUUUGCGGGAUAUGUCGAAUGCAGCAUGUGUGAUAAUGUAG
Messenger RNA from Bipolaris oryzae ATCC 44560, 2787 nucleotides. RefSeq lists its product as uncharacterized. The transcript has 5 exons. Gene Ontology annotation, molecular function: GTP binding. The coding region runs from base 1 to 2787 and encodes 928 amino acids. Lineage: Eukaryota; Fungi; Ascomycota; Dothideomycetes; Pleosporales; Pleosporaceae. The record is from RefSeq and is a predicted model, not a curated record.